AUGCAUACAGCAAAAGAAUUUCUUGAUGAAGAACAUCAAACAAUAUUAUCUACACAAACUGAAGCAAAUGAAUAUUUAUUAUCAUGUCUAAAUGAAUUCAUAUCACACAUACGUGAUGAUUUUAAUGAACUUAAUAAAACUCAACUUAAACAAAUGGAAAAUGAAUAUAAACAAAUGACGAUAACUAUAGAAGAAAAUUCUUUAACUAAGGUAACUAUAAAUGAAACAAUGAUCAAUCAACAGCGUUCAAUACAAAUAGAAUGUGGAAAACUUCAAGAUGAACAUCGAUCUAUUACACAAGAAUUAAUAGAACUUAAUAAUUAUAAUCAAGUUUUAUCUGAACAAAUUCUUGCUGUGGAAGCUGAUUUAUAUUCAAUACGUAAUGAACAUUUACAAGAAUUAAUAAUUAAAGAUAAUGAAUUAGAACGGAGUAAAAUUCAAUUACAAAUUUUAAAUGAAAAAUUAAAUCAUUUAGCUGAAUAUGAUCGAAAUUUAAAAUUUGAAUUAACACUUUAUCGAGGAGUUUUAGAAUGUGAAUAUCGACGAAAACAACAACAACAACAACAACAAUUAAUGAAUAAUCAACAUCCUUCACAACCAAUCACUUUACGAAAACAUAAAAUUUCUCCGAUUUUAACAAAUCGAAAUGAAGUUGAAACAAUUGUCGAAAAGUCUAAUGCUCAUGUUGAUGAAAUUCUAUCGCCAAUAAAAUAUUUGGAUGAUGAAAAUAAUAUUCAAUUGGAUCAUCAAGAAUCGAACAAAGGCUUCGAUCAAAAUCAAGAAGAUAUAAUAGAAUCUACAAAUAAUAUCUCACAAGAAAUUCAUCAGACAUCAAGUAAAACUUUGAAAUCUCCUAUUCCAACAGAUCAAUCGUUACCUUCUGGCGAACAACUAUCGCCAACGAAUCAUGAAGUAUCAUCGAAAAUUUCAACAUUUCCUCAUGAGUCUAUACUUUCAGAAGAUCAAUCAAAAUCUUCUGGCCCUGGUCAAUCACCGACCACAGCUGAAGGAGUUCAAAUAUAUCUAAUAAUUGCAUCGAAGGACGAGAAAGCACCACCCUCCAAUUCGGUUCCAAUCUUAACACAAAUUCAUCGCCCUUUUUCUGCAAAUACGGAAGAUCGUCCAAAACCGUCAAAUAUUUCCGAAUCAUCAUCAUCGAUUCCUGUUUCGACAGGUAUAGAAGUAUCACCUGAAAUAGAAAAGCCUUCCAUUGCUUCAGCUAUUUCUGAUAAUCAACAAGAUUCUUCGAAAAUUCAUCUAUCAUCUUCAACACAAUUAGAAGAUGAAGAACAAUCUUCAGAAGCUUAUCCACCACUCAGUAAAAUUCUAAAAGAAGUUCAAGCAGUAUUGAAAUUCUCACAUAUGGACAAACAAGUAUUGUCAGAAGCUCAAAAAUCACCGACAUCACCUACUAAUAUUGCUACACCAAAUGAUCUAUCGAUUUCAUUCGACAUUAAUCAAUCAUCUUCCAUAUCGCCAGAGAACCAAAAAAUAACAUCAUACGUUCAACAAUCAAAAACUACUUCAUCUAAUGAACAGCCAUUGUUCACUGAAUCAAUCGGUCCAUCCAUCGUACUAGAUAAUCAACAGCAACCUUCUACAUUUUCACAAGAACAACCGACAUCAUCAGAAAUUGAACAAUCUUCUAUAACAGAUGAAAAUAUUCAAGAACAAGCUUUACCUAUAGCUGCUAAUGAAUAUGAAUCAAUAUCACACAUAGUUAAUUUUCUAUUAGCACAAGAAGUCGAUGGGAAACAAGAAUUAGUUGAGCCAUCAAAUGAUGUUGAUAACGAUGUUAAAUAUGAUGAAACUGACAAUGUAGUAACUAUCGAUGUUGAUCAUAAUGAUACCCAUCAACCGACUGAUUUUAUUGAAUCAUUACCUAUGGACGAACAUGAUAUUAAUCAAACUGACCGACAAGAAUCAUUAUCAUUUGAUACACUGUCUUUAUCACAGGAAGGAAAUAUAAACUCAUUUGAAGACAAAGAAUCAACAUUAAAACAAGACGAAAUAAAAACAGAAGAACAAAGUAGUUUUUCUGAUCAAUACAAAAUUGAGGAGAAUCCUAAGGGUGAUUUUAUCUCCUUACCAGAUUAUUAUGGUAAUUUAAAUGAUUCUACUUAUUUAAAUUAUGAAGAAUUAAGUAAACAAUUGUUCUGUAAAACAUCAUUAGUUGAUGUUGAAGAUGAUAAUACUAAUUUAAUUAAAGGCAAAUUUAGUUAA
Molecule: messenger RNA, 2223 nt
Organism: Rotaria sordida
Lineage: Eukaryota; Metazoa; Rotifera; Eurotatoria; Philodinida; Philodinidae
Source: the annotation of a GenBank genome assembly